AUGGGUGACAAUUUUGACGUCCGACUGCUGAAGCGGUCUCUAGGAGCCACCAGGCAAAAACAUCACAUCAAGGCUUUGUACGGAAAUGCCGCGUGGGCCGAGGACCUCGACAUCGUCAAUGAACUUGGUGCUCACACUGGCUGCGUCAAUGCUCUGAGUUGGUCGGCGAGUGGCAAUCUGCUCGCGUCAGGCUCUGAUGAUACCUAUCUCAAUAUCUGGGACUACAAUCCUUCCGGCCUGCCCAACACUUUUUCCCUCAAUACAAGCGUUUCCACCGGCCAUCGUGCCAACAUCUUCUCCGUCAAAUUCAUGCCCCACUCCGGCGAUCGAACCGUCGUGACCUGCGCGGGUGAUUCCGAGGUCCGUAUCUUCGAUCUAGAAUAUGGCGGUGCCACACAACCUAGCUCAACUCAUUCCGCCUUCUCCGCUAGUACAAGAAGCAGGAGGUUCAAUAGUUUCUUCCGCCAUGCCCGGUGGCUCAAUGAAAGCAAUACCAACGCUCGGGUGUACCGAAGUCAUGCGGAUCGUGCCAAACGGAUCGUGACGGAAUCGAGCCCCUAUUUGUUUCUAACUUGCUCAGAAGAUGGCGAGGUGCGGCAAUGGGACUUGAGACAACCUUCGUCCGCAUACCCCCCACCGCGAGGGGGGCGGGGCUUUGCCAGAUUUCGUGGAGUCUCAGACCCUGAUGCCGGGGACACACCGCCACCCCUAAUUUCCUACAAGCGCUAUGGUCUGGAUUUGAACAGCAUCUCUUGUGCAGCCAGCCAGCCUCAGUACAUUGCAUUAGGUGGCGCUCACCUGCACUGUUUCCUGCAUGAUAGACGGAUGCUCGGUAGAGAUGUCGAAAAUGAAAAAGGUCGUCCGACCGGCCGAAAGCCGGUUGUCGGGACGUUGGAAGACGGAGCAAUGGCUGAAGCAACCAAGUGUGUCCGAAGAUUCGCGCCCAAUUAUCAGCGGAAGAUGACCGCCCGCGAUUAUGGCCAUAUCACGGCCUGCAAAAUCAGUGAUGCUAAUCCAAACGACAUGGUCGUCUCCUGGUCAGGUGAUGAUAUCUACAGUUUUGAUAUUGUCCAGUCCCCGGAUGCAAGGGAUGUUGACCUUCGACUGGAGGAGGCAUUCCAAGCUAGACGUCUUCGGAAUCGGUCUGACCGGAAAAGGAAAAGGGAAAAGGGUAACGCAUCAUCCAGCAGCCGAGGUGAUAGAAGCAACCCCAGCAGACGUCUGCGAAGAGUUCCCGACGCUCAGUCCGAACUUGGCCAGACCGCUCUGACGGCGAGGUACAACAAUGGAGACACUGAAAUGAUACCAAUUGGCUCCACAGAGUCUGAGACCAAUACAGAAUCGACAUCCCAUGAUGACCUGUUAUUUGCUGAAGCACAGCAGUCCAGUCAACGAGUGGCCAAUGCAAUCGUCCGACUGAGAAAGACCCUCUUUGAUUUUUCGUCUCUGUUGAGGGAGAAUAUAGCAGUAUCCAUGGAGAAUUCUACAGAGUUGACUCCAUAUGGAUCGACUUUUACUACCGCCUUGGGUCAAUGUACAACUCUUCUGCCACAGAUGGAAGAAAUGAUUCGCAACUGGACCUACCCAGUCAACCCCACUGAGGAGGACGUUAUGUUAGAGAAUACUCUGCGGAGGAAUCGUCAAGCCACGUGGCGUUUUGUUCAAGCUUCUGGAUGCCUGGCAAAGACACUCGGUGGACGGCUUCAAGUUCUGAGUGCCACCCCUGAUGUCCGGCUUGCGGAUUUCGAUCGCAUUCGACCUACUUCCCAUGAGGGUAAGAACAUUACGAAAAGCUCACAGUUCGGGUACGACUUCUUGAAGGCAAUUCUGUUGUGGUUGGAUGGUGGCCAGGAAGCUGUUCUUCAAGCUUUCAAGAGACCUGCAAAUGUGAGUGCCGAAAGCCCCCGCUUCCCACUGGAUAAGGACGAUGAGAUCGCGACAUUUGCAUCAAAGCUGCAAUCGUACCUCUUGGAUCUUGCCGAUGAAGAUGUUCCCGUCAUUGAUAUCGAGGCCAAUCAAUUCGAGAGAGAUGAAACAAGAAUUGUAUUUGAGAGCCAGACAUCUGCCGUCAUGGCAUUCAUGAGAGCACUUUCAGGAAUUCGGCUUGAGGCAAGACAAGGUAUGUCUGAGAGUGCGACUGAUCUCUCAGGUCCCAGUACCACUGUCCGUGUGAUGGACAAGGGGGCAGCUGCGAGAUUUUGGGGUUUAAAGGUAGGCCGGUCUUUGCUAAUAUCUGCCGCCCGAGGUGUAACAUUUGACUUUGUCAAUCGUGCUUUUGGUGGCAUUCAGCAUGAUCCCGAAGAUCAACCCCAAGAGGAUGUCGAUUCGGAAGAAGAGCGUAUCAUAGAAGCAAUUGAUAUUGUGACCACUACAGGUGCUGCGGAUGCUUCACUUACGGACUCAUCGCAAUCACUCUUGGCCCACCAUGAUACCGUCGACAGUCCACCCGUUUUCAGAGUUCACGUCGGUGAAGCCCGGACGAGUCGUCUCGAAGACUCAGCUCAAGACGAUGACGGCGACGACAACGAAGGGUACAGCUCCGACGAGAGGCAAUCUGAUUCAGAUUCUGACAACGACGAUGACAAUGGUCCACAACGAAUCUUCCUCCGUCGUCGUCCAGGGUUUGGCAGAUCUCGUGAGCGCACCUCGGUCAAUCUAGAUGUACCAUUUACCUCGCAUACCAAAUUUUAUAAGGGUCACUGCAAUAGUCGCACCAUCAAAGAUGUCAAUUACUACGGAUUGAACGAUGAGUACGUCGUGAGUGGUUCUGAUGAUGGUCACUUCUUCAUUUGGGACCGGAAGACCAUGAAAAUUGUCAACAUCCUAGAAGGAGAUGGCGAAACAGUAAAUGUUGUUCAAGGCCACCCUUACGAGCCCAUGAUUGCUUGCAGUGGAAUUGACAGCACAGUCAAAAUCUUCGGCAUUGGUGGAGAAAGUCGAGAACGCGAAAAUGCUAGGCAAGGGAUUGAUGUCGCAAACCCUGCCGGAACUGUGCAUAGCUCGCUUGGCAUCGGUCGCCGAAGUACCGUCAGACGGAUGAGGCACGGUGACGACGAAGAUAGUGAUGAGACUGGCAGGAACGACCACGUACGUACAAAAGGUCUGACGAGCUGUCGUGCCAUGCAUCUCCGAGAUGAAAUCGUCGGUCAGAAUGCUGUGGAGCAGAGGCAUAGUGCAGGUAACACAUUUGUGACGGUAGGUUCAAUGGAAGCAUUACUAGCCAGGGCAUGGGUGAUGUCUAGUCUACAUAUGAUUUGA
Molecule: messenger RNA, 3258 nt
Organism: Exophiala aquamarina CBS 119918
Lineage: Eukaryota; Fungi; Ascomycota; Eurotiomycetes; Chaetothyriales; Herpotrichiellaceae
Exons: 2
Coding region: 1-3258 (1085 amino acids)
Biological process (GO): negative regulation of fatty acid biosynthetic process
Cellular component (GO): Cul4-RING E3 ubiquitin ligase complex; cytoplasm
Molecular function (GO): protein binding
Source: RefSeq, a predicted model, not a curated record